Erythranthe guttata (spotted monkey flower) is the source of this 2045-nucleotide messenger RNA. Its product is annotated as zinc finger protein ZAT9. The record is from RefSeq and is a predicted model, not a curated record. Lineage: Eukaryota; Viridiplantae; Streptophyta; Magnoliopsida; Lamiales; Phrymaceae.
CUUUAUUUUAUCCCUCUUUUUCCAGUGUUUGCUUUCGUGCAUGGUUUUCUCCUCCCAAAAUUAGUGUGUUUUUAACCGAUAAUUAAAAAGUUGCAUUAUUAAUUAAUUAAUUAAUUAAUUUUUUUUUUAAUUUAUUCCACUUUUGUCCCUUAAUAUUGGUUUGUUGUGAUGGCCAUCAUUUGCAUCAAAGGUAACUGUCCCUUCUCUCCAUAAUUUGUUUUUUCUUUUUUUCUUCAACUUUCAACUACCUUAUAGCUACUACUACUUCUAGUAAGAGAAACACCACCAAUAGAGAGAGAGAGAGAGAGAGAGAGAGAGAGAGAGAGAGAGAGACAAAAAGAGACACUGUCCUUAGUUGCUAGCUAACUCAUCUUUCUGCAUACUUUUCUUGCUUGUCAGAUCUUGCUCUGCACCAGAUAUUUCAUCAAAAUCUCUUUUUUUUUGAAGAUCAUAAAAAUUCCCAACAUUUUUUUUCUUCGAGCAUCUUUUCGAUCCUUCUUUUUCGAUUAAAUUCGACUCGAUUAUAUAUAUGGAGGAAGACAAAGAUCAGAAGCACAUAUGCAGAUUCUGCAGCAAAAGUUUCCCCUGUGGUAGAUCCUUGGGUGGUCACAUGAGGUCUCACUUGAUCACUGUUCCAUCGACCGAUCAUCAAAAAGCGGACGAAAACACCCCCGACAAGAAAAAGAAGACCAAGAAACUCCCUCCACUUGUUAAUGGAGGAAUAAUUCCAAUUCCGAAAAAGCCAAACAAGCCCCUAAACUCAAGCGAGGAAGAUACUUUGCUUCGAGAAAAGCUCUGCAAGGAAUGCGGCAAAACUUUCCAAUCUUGGAAGGCCUUGUUUGGCCACAUGAAAUGCCACUCUGUCAACGGGAAAACACUCGCAAGCUCGAACGCGAUGGAGGAAUAUUCCUCCAACAGCCAAUCGGACAACAACAACGAAUUAGAAGCAUCGGCGAAACCUAUGCUGCCGUGUAAGAGAAAGAGAUCGUACAGAACGAAAAGGUACACAACGACAUCCAAUACAAACUCGUCUUCUGUGACCAACACGAAUCUAUCGUCUUCGAUUUCCGAGAUCGAAGAGCAAGAAGAACAAGAGGAGGUUGCUCUGAGUUUGAUCAUUCUUUCGAGGGACAGAGGUGAUUGGCGGAGUGGCAAUAGCAAUUCCGAUCGUAGUUCCGAUUUUCUUGAACCUAAGAGAGUUGGUAAAGAAUUGGAGAUCAAAAGCCUACCUAUUUCAAGAAACGGGCUCGAGUCGGAAGUUAACUCGCCGAAGAAUUUGAUCGAGGGAGGCGGAAUAUUCUUCGAACGAGAGAGGCGAAACAAGAUUAAUAAGGCGAGAAGGAGUUUGAAUAAUAAUAAUAAUGUGGCUAGUGAUUUCGAGAACAAGAGCAAAUGUUUCACGUGCUCGAUUUGCAAGAAGGCGUUUUCGUCGUAUCAAGCAUUAGGCGGUCAUCGGGCGAGCCACAAGAAGUUCAAAGGGUGCUGUGCUCCGAUAACCGGAAACAUGUUCGAACCCGAAAAUUCACACAGUCAAGGUGGUAAUAAUAAUAAUAAUAGUAAUCAAAAUAAUAAUAAUGAUAAGGUAAUUGUAAGUGGAAAAAGUAGCAAAGAACAUGAGUGCCCAAUUUGCUUCAAAGUUUUCUCAUCUGGUCAGGCUUUAGGUGGGCACAAGAGAUCACACUUGAUUGUUAAUCGAAAUCCGGUUAUCGAAAAAACCCGUAAUUUUCUUGAUCUCAAUUUGCCGGCUCCCGAUGAAGAAGAAGAAGAAGAAUGCAAUGAAUUCAAGCCGUGGUGGAUCGAGCCGAGCCGCGAGCAGGAGCCGUUGCUCGGCUUGCUUUCGAGCUGAUGACUUAGCAAUAACCUUUUCUCGUCGUCAAAGAAAACGAGUGCAAGUUGUAUAGAUUCAUUGAUUCUUUACCAAAAAAUCGAAGUUGAGCCCCGAAAUUUUUUCCAUUACAGUUUUACAUAUGUUUCUUUAAUAUGUUGUUAUAUAUCAUUUAUGAACUAUGUAGUAUUGUUGAUGAAUUACUAUUUUUUUUACUAUU